Molecule: messenger RNA, 3735 nt
Organism: Xenopus tropicalis (tropical clawed frog)
Lineage: Eukaryota; Metazoa; Chordata; Amphibia; Anura; Pipidae
Product: protein FAM135A-like
Exons: 24
Coding region: 51-2789 (912 amino acids)
Source: RefSeq, a predicted model, not a curated record
CUUCACUUUCCUGUUUCCCCUUUUAUUUUUCAGUUUAUUCCUUAUAAAAAAUGGAGAACGUUCAAGCUACGCUUGAAUUUUCUCUACAUCUUCACCAAUAUCAAGGUCUAUUUCCAGCAGAAAUAGGGAAUUAUAGAAUUGGGGCAUCGAUCAACAUUCCGAGGAGCAUCCCCCACGCAACUGAAGCACGGAUUUUCCACACUAGAGAUGGUUUGGAGUAUCCAGCUACAGUCGAAGGAAAAGACGUUUGCAGCAGCGUAUUUAGAAUAAAUCACGACCAGCUGCCUGUUGAAAUCGAUGAUGUUGUGAUCUUCAGCAUUAAUGCCCUCCUGGAUGAGAGUAAAAUUGAAGAGACUCUGAAUGCCCUGGAGAGCAAGCUGAUCUUCAACCUCUACUAUGCAGAGAUGUGCUUCGAAUUCAACAACUUUGAGCACAUGGAUCUGAUCUGCAGCCAAGAAGUGACCGUGCGUUUUAACCUGCACGGCGGGAUCCAUGACCACAUGAACGUGGUGUUUGUCGAUCUUACUGAAUUGUCGAUCACCGUUCAUGGCCUGUUGGUUGUAUUGCAACCCGCGCUGAUGAGAUUUGAAGACAAAAGGUCAGUAUUCACCAGGAUUCUCCCCAGCCGGUGGAUGAAGACUAAAGUCCCGAAGAUGGAAAGUGUCAUCUUUGGCAAAAACUUCAAAAAGAAAUUGGCAGCGGAUGGUAAAAGCUCAGUGAUAGAAGGACAAUACCUGCAGCACGCCUACCGUUUCCUCUCUGCGCUACGGUCCUGCUUGCUGCUUUCCUACGAUGGAUUCUACAGCUAUUUCAGCUCAGUGUCGGAAACGCUGCCUUCCCCCUGCAAGCUGGAGCUCGAAAACCUUAAUAUGAAAGCCCGGCUCAGCGACUUAUCUGACAAAGUGACAGAAAUAGAAGACCCCAGUGAUCUGGCAGAAGCAAUAAAUGCCAGCCUAUUAGAGCUGUCGGCUCAACUCCUCAAUCUGUGGGGAACAUUUCUACAAUUCUCCUUAAAAGAAGAAAUGGAAGCCUUUAUUAGACAAGAACUUCAGAAAAUAAGGGAAGAAAAGUUGAGUAAAUCGUUCUUUUCUACUGAGCAUCCCAGACAAGAAGCUCUUUCCUAUGAUGAGAAGAUUGCCCAAAGCCAUAAACAGAUUUCUAAAGAAAAGAAAAAAUCUCCGAAAGUCCAUUGUCCUCUCGAGAGCCUAGUAAUGGACAUCCUAAGAUCUCCUCCGGUGAUCUUUGAAGACCGGUACUUGGAACCAGUCCCAAUCGAUGAUUCUUCAUCCCCUGAUGUUUCUCCUGAAGAGGAACUUGAGCCAAGAGAUGAUAUUAUUGAGAAACUAGGGGAAGAAACUGGCUCAAGGGACAACUUCAGUGAGGAUUCUUUAAUGCGAGAGUUGUAUAGGAUCAAAGAAGAACUGAGACAACUCAUACAAUCGUCCCUUUGCACUGACCUUCUUACUCUGGCUCCCAAAUACCUUUGUCUCAGCUUGGUGCUGGACAACAGCUCCUAUGAAGGGAUAUUUGUGCAUUUUAAGAUGAGCCAUAAAUAUGUUAAAAACAAGCAGCGAGUAUUCAUAUCCUUUAGCCAUGGAUUGAUUGGUGGAAGACCGAAUCUCCUCCUGAAUAUAGGAAAAAAGGAGGAUAUUCUGGCUGGAUUUAAUUCUCUGGCUAAUGACCUCGUCGAUCAAAUUGUAGCACUUAAGAGAUCUAAAGGUCUGGACAUAUCAAGGAUCAGAUUGCUUCUGAACGGCAGUGAGAACGGCAAAAGGGAUCUUCUUUGGGAUGUAUCCCCCAUAAUAGAGGACGUCCCUAGGGAGGAAAGUUCUAGUUCUGUUGUGGAAAGAGAUGAGAGCAUCUCCUAUAGAUCCAAAGAGAAUCUUCUACUAGAGUCCGACAAAGGGGAAGAGUGUGCGUCCCUUAAACUCAGCACGAUAUCCUUCGAUAACAAGGACUCCAGUAGAGAAGAUAACGGAACCCAUCUAAUUGUCUGUGCGCACGGUCUGGGUGGUUCCAAUUUUGAUCUGAUGCUUGUGCGGCAUUACAUCGAGGCUGGAGUGACACGCGGAAAUACCUACUUCCUAAUGUCUGAGAGCUACACGGACUAUAUCUCCCUUAAGGAUAUUGAUUUCUUAGCCACGUGUCUCCUAUAUGAAAUAUUAAAUCAUAUAAGAAGGAACUUUAUGACUGUUUCCAGGAUCAGCUUUAUCGGCUUUUCUUUAGGCAAUGUAAUAAUACGCGCCCUUCUGUGCCACCCUGAGUUUAAAGCCUACCUUGGGAAGUUGCACACCUUCCUAUCCUUUGGGGGCCCACAUUUGGGCCUCCUGUACCACAGCAGUAUUCCGGUUAAAAUAGGCAUGUGGUGUCUACGAUGGAAGAAGAAUCAUUGCAUGAUGCAACAGGCGUCAUUAGCUGAUGACCGAGACCCGAGACAGACGUUCAUCUACAAACUUAGCCAGAAACCAGGUUUGGAGCACUUCAGGAACUUGGUUCUAGUGAGCUCGUUACAGGAUAAGAUGGUCCCUUAUCAUUCGGCUUGCAUUGAGAUGUGCAAAGCCGCUCUGAGGAGCAAUACGUUAGGAACCGUCUAUAGUGAGAUGGUCCAAAACAUCCUCGAGCCAGUUCUAAAGAACAAGAACUGUAACUUUGUGAGAUACGAUUUUGGCUUGGAUCUGCCCACAACGUGCUGCUCUAUCAUUGAUAAUGCAGCCCACUGCGUGUUAAUUGCAUCUUGGCAAGUUUUGGAAAAUUUCUUUCAAAAUGCUGCUCUCGAUUAUUUUAAAUAGAAGAAAUGCAAGACUAAAACAUCACGUUAUCCAUGAUGCCAAGGCUUUCAAGAGAUCCAACUUAUUCCCGUUGAAUGAUGAAGCACAUAUGAAUCGUCGCUGCCACCGACCUUUGCCUGUUACAUUGCAUAUAUGCAAAGGUCGGUGGCAGGCAGCGACCAGUCGUAAGUCAGGAACAGGCAAAAGUCAAAUACCAGCAGGAAUCAGAAAAAUAAAAGCGUCAGCAAAGUUAGAAUAGUCAUAACCAGCUUGGGCACUAAAUCAAACAAGGCCCCCCGGGGCUCCUUACACCCCAGUUGAAGUUCGUAGUUGGUCUAGCCGGCACUAGUGACCCAUAUGUACCCCAAUCAUUCUGGUUCGUUGUCAGCUUCUGUAGUCCCUCUUUGUCAUCAACCAAAUGACUCGGAUGUCGCCGCUGUCCUUCAUCAUUGUGCACCUUGCGAGGUUCUCUUCGUAUUAACAUGUGUAGGAUCGCUGUCAACUCUGCCGCAGAAAGUCCAGGGCCCCAAAAGGGCUUUGGUGAAUACCAUGGUUGGCAGGGCUCUCCUGCUACACUUAAGAGGAUUUGUUGUUUUACAGUCGGUAACAUGGGGCCGUUACAAGAGCGGCAAAUAUUAGGUCUUAAAUACACCUAUCUCGUUGGGUUUGCUGCCCAUGUUGCCUUUAUAUGAAGAGCACAUUAAGUUCAGGUGAGAUGCUGAAAGCCUACCAUACCUUGUGGCACAAUUCAUUAACGGUGACAUUGAUUUAUAUCUGUUUGUGCUGAUUAUAUUAGGUCUUAAAUACACCUAUCUCGUUGGGUUUGCUGCCCAUGUUGCCUUUAUAUGAAGAGCACAUUAAGUUCAGGUGAGAUGCUGAAAGCCUACCAUACCUUGUGGCACAAUUCAUUAACGGUGACAUUGAUUUAUAUCUGUUUGUGCUGAUUAUUCCAUGUCAACUUGACAUG